Molecule: messenger RNA, 1833 nt
Organism: Histoplasma mississippiense
Lineage: Eukaryota; Fungi; Ascomycota; Eurotiomycetes; Onygenales; Ajellomycetaceae
Exons: 2
Coding region: 1-1833 (610 amino acids)
Molecular function (GO): protein binding
Source: RefSeq, a predicted model, not a curated record
AUGACUAAGCAAGAUCACCAAAAAGCUGCUUUUGCUCAGAGCCAAAAAAAAGUCUUGAAGCAUUCCUCGACUUCUAACCGAAACAUGCCUGCAAAAACCAUUGUUGCUGACGGUUUAUGGCAUUGCCUCUGCCCGUCUUACAAGCAGGCGUCAUUGAAGUGGCGAAACUUCCCAGGACGGCUCAAGCGACAUGUCAAUCCCACUGUCAAUGCUGCCCGAUUCUUCUCGCGAACCAGAGAAGUCGCAUUGCUCACCCCAGGAUUAAAACCAAACGUCGCAACGGAAGAUGACGCGCUUCCUGGGAAGCAUGAUUCAGAUAUGCCAGGUGAUAUGGAUCAGUAUUUUAUAGAAUCCCCGCCGGGGAAGCAUUUCUCUAAGAGAACGCUCUGGGAAUACAAGAAUCUGGAUUGGUCUACUCGAAACCGAGAGGAUGGCCACAUUGAAAGAAUGCUACGGAAGACAGUCGAGGGAGCACCGGAUUACAAAUAUACCAUGAAAUUGAUGAGGGAACUUAUCCGGAGACGAGGCUUUCGGCCGCAAACAUGGCAUUACACCGUACUGAUAACGGCCAAUUCGGAUGCGUUGCUGGGGUGCCCGAAGCACGUCCGAAGUCUCUUAGAGGAGAUGGACGAAAAUCAUAUACCAAUUGAUUCAGCCACUCUCCAUGCGGCAUUGCAGGUCCUAGCAGUGCACCCCGAUUAUAUUUUGCGCCAGACGAUCAUUCACACUCUACGCGAUCGAUGGCUGACAAUUUCACCUGAAGGAUGGCAUAAUAUCGUAACUGGAUUCAUCCGGGAGGGGCAGUUUGAAAUGGCGCUGGACCAUAUAUCCCGCAUGCAAGCCCAGAACAUCCAAGUUGAACCAUGGCUCUAUAGCCUUUUAAUAUAUAAUCUUUGCGAAGUCAGCGACUUCGACAUGAUUUUAGAGCUGAUGGCUAAGUGGAUAAGCGCCGGAAAUGAGCUCUCGCCCAACCUGUGGUUUCACAUACUCGUUGCAGCCAGCGAGUCAUUCCACGAGAAAUGCGUCACUUUUGUAUGGAAGAAGCGCGUGCAGCUCGGUCUUAUCAAUCCACCCUACGGCGUCUGCAGCAACAUUCUCGUAAUGACAUCGCGAACAGGUAAUAUAUGGCUUGCCCGUGAAGUUUUCCGAGUUCUUCAAGAACGCCAGGGCAAUUUCCUGCUGGAAGAUUAUAAUUGUUUCGUAGACACCUGUCUCGCCGCAGACGACCUCGAACUUGCCUUGAGCGUCCUUUGCACUGCUCAAAAGGCAACAUUCAAGCUUGACGAAACUGCCACACGGUCGAUCCUCACCUACUGUAUCGAAAAGAAUAUUCGGCCGCGAACUGUCUGGCAAAGGCUGGCGGACAUGAAAACAAAAGAACGUUACAACGUGCCUUUGGUAGCUAUAAAUGCCGUGAUUGAAAUGGCCGUCCACCACAAGAGCAUGACGGUAGCGCUGGAAUUUUACCAUGCACUAGUCGAUGUUUUCGAACACCGGCCUUCAGCCACAACUUUCAACCAUCUCAUCCGCGGCUGCCGCGUCACAGGCGCGCAUGAGAUGGCAAAUUUUUUCGUUCAGGAGAUGGUUCUUCUCGACAUCUUCCCGGACCGGAUGACGUACGAACUCCUGGUACUGCUCUGUGUUGAUGCGGGACGGUUCCGCGAGGCGCAUAGGUACUUUGUCGAAAUGAUGGAUAGUGGGUUUUCGUUGACGCCUGGGUCGAAGGUACAUGUUCGCACGCGAUGUUUCGAUUCUGAUGACCAGUAUGCGAAGCUUUUGCGAUAUGAUUCCGAGAUACGAAAGCCGAUUGCUAGACAGCUUAUGGAGCGUUGA